AGCGCAUCGUAACGUCCUCAGAGCUCCAGAGCAUCUGGGCAGAUAUUCACAUCUACAAUCACACUCCGCCUAUUUUCCUGCGAUUGAAAUCUACGAGCUAUAUAUUACCCCAGCCUUAAGUUCCUUGUUAUCCCGUGUCGCGGCGCGAUAUUAUCGCUUUCCCAAUUUUCUCAAGCUACCUUCCUCCGACGUCCCUCCACAGUCCGUCACGAUGAAGCCUGUCGUCUCUGCGCUGAAUGCCUGGAGCUGCGUUGUGAUCUCGCUCUUUGCGAUCGUCAUCCUCUCCGUCCUGGGUUCUCUAUACGGGAAAAACCACCACUCCUUCACCGGCUCAGAGAAUGACCCCGAGGACGGCCCGGCGGUUGCUGCGUCCAUUUUCACAGCCGUGAUUGUCUAUGCGGCGUUCUUCGUUUUUUGUGGUUUCCAAGCAUACCUCCACCUGCGGAGCAGUCGGAGAGGAGCCAUAUCACUCCAAUAAAGAAUUGCUACUAUACUAUACUGUUGGGAAUGGAUAGCGUAUGGCAUUGAAGUGGGAUACGAGUUCGUUCCGUGUUGUUACGGGGAAGAUGGUAUCGGAUCUAUCCCCAUUCAAAGUGUCAUGGACAAGCGUGGACUCGAUAUCACACGGCUUCUGCAAGUUAUGGGUUACACGCUUUCUAUUUAUUGUUAAAUCAUUGGCUGGUUAUUGUUAUGGUACAUACCAGGCGUCUAUGCGAUCUGUUUGCUCAUGGUGUUUUUCCUUUUCCUUUUUCCCUCCUCGCUCUUUCCUUCCGGUGAUAUCUUAGGUCUCGCUGCCUUGCUGUUCGUACAUCGAGUGAUCAGAAACUAGACAAAACGAAAGAUGAAUGUUCGAACCCACCACUUCUCGCAAUCAAUUAUCGCUCUUACAUGUAUAACACACUGGGGCCCCUCCGCAUGUCGGGAGAGGAGAUGCCCC
This is a messenger RNA of Paecilomyces variotii, 937 nucleotides long. RefSeq lists its product as hypothetical. Lineage: Eukaryota; Fungi; Ascomycota; Eurotiomycetes; Eurotiales; Thermoascaceae. The transcript has 4 exons. Bases 212 to 478 code for a protein of 88 amino acids. The record is from RefSeq and is a predicted model, not a curated record.